AUGUAUCAAUGGUUGCUGAGGGCUUGGUAUUGUUGUCGAACGGCAAAGGGGAGGGGGAUAAUACUGGCCAUAAUUCUUCAUGACUGUCUCCACAUUGGUGGAGACAUUCUUGUGAUACUUGAGGCUAUUGUCUAUGAAUUCAUCACAAAAAAAGAUGUGUGUCCGAGGGAAUUUAUGUGUGCCUGCGUAGAUUUGCGUACCUGGACGUGGAAUAGCGGAGGUACAAAUAUUAAGAGAGGCAAAUUGAAUAUAUAUACUCUUUCUGAGAUUAAGAGAGCUACUAAAGUGGCUAUGUUUAACUUUAGAUAA
This is a messenger RNA of Phycomyces blakesleeanus NRRL 1555(-), 309 nucleotides long. RefSeq lists its product as hypothetical. Bases 1 to 309 code for a protein of 102 amino acids. NCBI's taxonomy places the organism in Eukaryota, Fungi, Mucoromycota, Mucoromycetes, Mucorales, Phycomycetaceae. The transcript has 6 exons. The record is from RefSeq and is a predicted model, not a curated record.